Molecule: messenger RNA, 1768 nt
Organism: Myxocyprinus asiaticus (Chinese sucker)
Lineage: Eukaryota; Metazoa; Chordata; Actinopteri; Cypriniformes; Catostomidae
Product: interferon-induced transmembrane protein 5-like
Exons: 2
Coding region: 27-455 (142 amino acids)
Cellular component (GO): plasma membrane
Source: RefSeq, a predicted model, not a curated record
UUGAUCCUUGACCUAAAGCCCGGAGGAUGGAUAACGCCACAUACAGCUAUGUGAACGAUUGCACUCCACUCACAAACUGUAAGUCUGGCCGUAAGACUGGUGGCUCGACGGUGGUCAACAUGAGCCCUGCGGACAAGAAGCCACCAAAUGACUAUUUGAUCUGGUCCCUGUGCAACACUCUGUACGUCAACUUCUGCUGCCUGGGAUUCAUGGCCUUGAUCUACUCCAUCAAGGCUCGAGAUCAGAAGACCUUGGGUGAUAUGCGUGCCGCACAGGAAUGCUCGGACAAGGCGAAGUGGUACAAUAUUCUGGCAUCAGGCUGGAAUCUGUUGAUUCCUCUGCUCUUUCUGGGUUUGCUGGUUCUGCUCUUGGUUCAUCUGGGCAGCUCAGAGGGAACAUUUGAUUUCUUCGGUGAGGACGGAUUCCAGAGCCUCAUGAAGCUUUUCAGCAGGUAGAAAGAACGACUCAAGCAAACCAACCAUCGUUACUCCUGCAAACCAGCCGGACUGUUCACCCUCACUCCACUUCGUCAACGUAUUAUUUUCUUUGGCUAUGUGAUGAAUUUAUUAUUAUUUAGAAUGUUUGUUUUUUUUCAUAAUUAAUGUCAGUGUACUGUAUGUUAUCUCAUAAUAGAUCUGCCCUACAUUUCUAUUUUAUGAAGUAAAUUGGCUCAACAGUAUUUAAUAAAGUAUUUAAUGUUUAACAAUAUUUUUACAGGUGUCUCUUUGCCAAAAAAAUCAAUUAGAUACCACUUUAUUCCACUGUUAUAAACUUAUUACUGAUGUUCGAUUCCCGAACGAGUCAUUCUUUUGAACUGAUUCUUUCUUGAAAUAAAAUGCGACUCGACGACAAAGAUUUAAACAACUAUAUGAAUAUACCACUGUUAUAAAAAACACCGUGUGACGCUCGAUUCGCGAACGAGUCAUUAUUUUUCGGUUCUUUCCGAACCGAUUCUCAAAGCAUUUGUAAUCCGACUGUAAAAUCAGCUAAAGAACUUAAUUGUUGUACAUGCUUGUUUUGAUUAUUGGGAGGGGUUACCUCCCCCAUCCCCCCGGGAAUCUACACCCAUGUAACCAAUGUCACUCGGUCGAAAACAAAAGUAUAAACGACUAAAUAUUUAUUUCACUACAAAAAAAAAAGAGCGCUAAAAUUGAUGCAGGAGGGGUUCGAGCAAUACCACUGAGUGACGACACAAUGAAUGCUUUUUUAAACGGUUAAUUUAAACGAAAAUGAUUCGGCCUUCUCAAUGCUGGAAGGCAGCUGUCUUUAAAGAGAGUUUUUAUUUUGUGUUUGCAUGUACAGGGCUAUUUGGUUGAUUCUUAAAUCAACUUUACAUGGUUAUCAGUUAUGAAGAAGAGGUUAACAUGAGUUCUGUAAUUUGGUUUCUGCAUGGUUGUAUUUCUUAUGUUUUAAAGGCAAAAAUGUAGCUGUGGUUUAGUUCUCAUGUGUCUCUCUGUGUUCAUAUGUUUCUCUGUGCUCUGUAAUGUUCUGCUGUGCCGCCUGUGCUUACAGUGGUGGCCCCUCCCAGCUGUGCUGGUAUUUUUAUCAUUUAAAUGACAGAGCUGUUUGCCAACCUUAACUCCCCUUCUAUUUCAGUCAGUAUAAAGAGUGGACACAGAUGUACAGUGACUGGAUUAAAGAGCAGUUAAAAUACACACCCUCAUAUAGACCUGCUGCAUGUAAGAUGUGAUGCUAUUUCUCAUCUGUGUGGAUUCUUUGCUGCCUCUUCGUUAUGAAUAUCAAUUAAAUCCCUGAGGCCUUUGAUGCA